AUCGUGAAAUGAGGCUUUUCCUAUUAUAAAGAAAAGCACAAUUCCAUCUCGACAGUAUGCAGGAUCGGAACCUGGAUUUUAGUUUAGAUUAGAGGAAAUCGAAUUUCUAGAGUUAUCUGUAAGCUUGCCAUUUCAGAAAUAGUUUGUUAAAUUUCGUAAAAAGGUUAAAUCUUACUUACAUUUGACAUAGUUUGAAUAUAAGUAAUUCACGCGAUUUCAUCUUAAAAGUUUUUAUUAAGGAGAGCAAUUUUAAGAAUUAGACAGCGUUAAGUCCGAUCUCAUUAUUUCAGCAACGAUAAAUACUACUAAUGUAGAAUUUUCUGAGAGAAGCGAGCCGAAAGUAAUGACUAAAAUGACAAAUGUAUCCAUUGAAUCAUGGACUAUCAAAACUGAAAGCUCGACGGACUGUAAGAGAGGUGGGGAUGCGCUAUUCUUCCCCCCAGAUUUCCGCUCUGGGUACGUCUGUGAACCACGAACUAUCUUUAGUGUUGAAAACGACUGGUGAGAAAAAAACUGUGUUGUAUUCCUCUACGACAUAUCUAUUAUUAAAUGUAAAUGUUUUAUUUCCGCAUAAUAACGUAUUCUGGCUAUGCGAUUCGGCAUUCUUUGGACAUAGAUGUAGCUGAACGCGCAUGUGAUUUUACGUAAAAAAAAACAAAGAAUGCACAUAGAAUACUUAAUCUGCCGAAUGUUAUUACGACUCACUACCUUAAGACAAAUGAACAAAAUCUAAAAUACGAUCCGAGCUAAAUUUUAGGCUCUGCUUUCAGAGCCGUCACUGAACAACUCUGAUUUUGAUUACUAGUAGUUUAGGUACUAGGUUCGUGUCUAACAUCAAAUCACUUGUCAAACGAGUGCGCAAAUAUUUUCAUAUAAAUCAACUUUUUACUUGAAAGGUAUAAUGUAGUUUAAGUAUACAUAUAAUACGGAUACGGGUUCGUUUAAUUGAGACACAAUUAUUCAGAUACACAAUGUACCUUCAAAAUUACCGAAAUAAUAAACAACUGUCUACAAUGGCUAGAAAGAUAAAAUGAGCUGAAGUGAAAAAGUUAACUGUUUUAUGUAUAUACAACAGUCGUAAAGAGUACCUUAAUAUGAAAUCUCUGCCUGUAUUAAAUAAUAAGUUCAUACCGCCAUUUAAACCCCCCACACGCACAUUAAAAACUUAGUAAUGAUCCGUGCAAUAAACGGACACAAGUGAUACAGUUAUAUUACACUAUAUAAAAAGUGACUCAUGGACAACUUGAUCGCUAAGUAGCUACCGUAAUAUUGUCAGAUGUAAUCUAUCUAAAAUUAUAAAAUCUCUUGAGGUUAUGAUAUGCGUGUAUGAAACGCAAGGAUACACUUAGACUGAAAGCUUUCUCUGUUCUACAUCAAUUAGCAAUGUAGCAGAGCCUGAUUGGGUUUCAUGCGCUGGAGUAUAGCCAGUUUUCAUUUCUGUUUUGUAACAAUAUCUGUGUGCAUAUAGGAAGCUAACGAUAUUUUAAUUUUGUAUUUUUUUAACUAUUGAACUAUCUUCGAUCAUAGAAGUUUGGGAAAAUAUAAAUGACCACGAUGAUGAAUGAAAAGUGGACGAUCGCCUUCAAGCUGGUAGACUUUAACAAAGAUGGAGUCGUAAAUGUUAAAGACAGAGACGACUGUUUGCAGUCGUUUAUCAAUGUCUUCAAACCGGGUAGUGGUCGAAAACAAGAAAUGGAAUCUCAACUAAAUGAAUUCUGGGAUAAAAUUGUAUAUCUAACCGAUGACCCGGAUUGGAAUAAAUCCUUUAAUAUUGACGAGUUCAUAGCCUCGCGCAGAGAAGCAUAUACCAAAGAUUCUGCGAAGACUGUCUCGGUUGUUCGCGAGGCUUUGAAGCAGCUGAUAAGCGCAGGUGAUGUCGGGGCAUCUGGCAGCUUUUCUUUCGAGCAAUUUAAAAAUCUUCAUGAAGCUUUCAAUUUGAAAGAUGAUAACCUUGUGAAAGGUAUAUACAGUAUGGUUGGAUCAGAAGGGGAUGGUAAAUGUUCUGUGGAUAGUAUUGCAGGGUUCUAUACAGAACUGGCAAUGGGAAAUGACGAAGGGAAGCAUGAACAGUAUAAAGCUGCUCUAGCAUCAGUCGGAUUUAUGUGACGAUAUUUAUACAGAUAUGGUGUCAUAAAUAAUUAACACUAGUAUAGACGAAAACAACUCUUAACCAGUUAAAACUAUCAUUUCUUACCUAGUUUCUGUUUACAUCCCUCAGUUACAUUUGCUGCUUAAGGUAUUUAAAAGUUAGGUGAAAUCCCAUUGUAAACUGAAAAACUUAUUUUAUUUGUCCAUAAGAAAGAAAAAAAAAUGUUGUAGAUUUAACAUUUGGAAAAAAAUUG
Messenger RNA from Mercenaria mercenaria, 2342 nucleotides. RefSeq names its product sarcoplasmic calcium-binding protein-like. The coding region runs from base 1546 to 2106 and encodes 186 amino acids. Lineage: Eukaryota; Metazoa; Mollusca; Bivalvia; Venerida; Veneridae. The transcript has 2 exons. The record is from RefSeq and is a predicted model, not a curated record.